AGACACUUACAACACUGCCUAAACGUGGGGAUGUUAUUAACUUCUUACAACAGAAACACUACUCUAUUACAUGUUUGUAAGAUACACAUUUUAUCUCUGAGCACGAACCACAUAUUGAAGCUCAGUGGGGUUACAAGUGCGUCUUCAAUUCAUAUGUGUCGAAUUCAAGGAGUGUAUGUAUCCUGCUCAAUAACAACUUUGAGUUUGAAAUUCACGGUGAAACAAAAGACAGUGAAGAAGGCUGAAGCUAGCAGCCACUAACCAGCAGCCAAUAAGGCCAUAGAAGCUAGCAGCCGAUAAGAAAGUUCAUCAAAGUACUACGAGUAACCAGACGGAAUAAAUAACUUUCCAGCCUAAAAGACGUACAAAUGUACAACAACAAAAAACCCAACGUACGAUCAACUCAAGCGGUAAAGUAUCACAAGACCAUGGUACGUGCCAGAGGGAAAACUAAUCCCUCUUACGCAGGGUCAUCCGUCCAAGCAGCGUCAGCCAUCAACGCAACCACAUACAGGCCUAAAAGGUCAACUUCUAGUACGAAGUCCCGGACAGCAGCGGCCCACACAGUAUCGUCAAUACCUUCAUCCGGGGCUGAAGUGACAUCCGGGCCUGAAGUGACAUCCGAAGCUGAAGUUACGGACAGGAUAGGCGCAAAUACAAGUGUUGUAUCAGCCUGUGCGUCGAUGCCCUCGGCAGCUGUUCAACUCCUUGAAGCUACUGCUAGUUCACCUGAGGUACCAAUACAAGGUCAAAAUAACAUGGGCCUGUUCAGGCAAUUUCUUCAACUUCUGUGGAAGAAUCUUGUUCUCAGAAGACGACAGAAGCAUGUGCUGUUGUUAGAAGUAGUAUGGCCAGUUUUCAUAUUUUUGGUUGUCAUAAUUAUUCGUCAAGGCACACCGCCCGAAAAAAAAUCCACAUGUUCGUACAAUGAGCACGCCAUGCCCAGUGCCGGUCUCGUGCCUUUCCUGCAAUCCACAGUGUGCAAUCUACAAAACCCGUGCGAAGUGCGGAGCAGCUUAGAAAUGAAACAAAACAAUAUGAAUAGUUUUGCUGCAGCUGUGCGGGAUCUGAGUCCCCAUUUCUCGGACAAGCCGACCCUAGAGGCCCUGAAAUCGGUGAAGACGGGGGUCAAGCUGGCCAAUGUCAUCAACGACAUUUCCAAGAAUGGCUCAUUAAACAACUUAAUGAAUGACACAAGUUUUGUAGUGAAGAGAUUUUUCAGAGAUCCUGACAAAAUGAAGCAUACUUUGGUCAAUGAACUUCACGUAAUGUCUGAUAGCGUAGCUGAUGCGCUACUCGGCGCUGAACUCAACGUACCGGAGGUCCUUCAUAACAUCGGUUCCAUAGACUUCCGCCGCAUUGUUUGUGAUCGGGACAGAUUAAUGGAAUACAUGAUGUUUCGACUCAACGCCAAUGUGACGUCAGUGUCGAUGACACUAUGUUCCAUCCCAGAAAGCAAGAUACCGGAAAUCACUCAUGUAGUCCAGAACCAAAUUGACGUGGCCGCCAUUUUACGUGUGUCUAAAACACUAACGGCUCUGACUAUGGAUUACACUCUGACGGACGCACUAGAAGACAUAGCUACUAUGACGGACCUAUUGUAUGGAACCUCCAACUUCAUGAGCGUUAUCCGAGACCUCCCGGACCUCAAGGACCUCCCCAGUCUAAUGCACAAAAUCCCCGGCCUGGUGGAUUCCGUCAUCAAGCUUGGGCUCACUGAUCUCUCCUGGAUGACAGAUAUGGUGAAAUUUUUGGAUCCAAUCAUCUACCGUGUGGAUCCCAACAAUGUGGGCUGGAACAUCACCAAGGAGAUAGUUAAUGUAGUUCUGGAAGUCUCCAACAUUGCAAGUGGAAAGACACAUUUUAAUAUGACAGACUUGGUUGGCGAGCAGCAGAAAGUGAUGGAAAUGCUGGAGUCCAGAAAUAUGAGUUUGGACUGGCUGUCUGCUGUUCCUGACGUAUCCAUUGACAACGCUGUGAAUGUCAUAUCGGCUUUGUUCAGCGCCAAUUUCACAGGGCUCAAUGAAACGACCAUCCUCCGUGGUAUGAAUGAGAUCCAAAACUUCACCGAGAUGAUCCUUGGAAACAACAGCCAGUUUGUUAUGAAUUCUAUCGAUGGCACCAUGGAUAUUCUGUCCACGGUGUUGGACAUUAUGCGAGAGCUUGAACAGAAUAUGAAUUCAACUUUUGUGUACAACCAAGAUAUAAUGAAUGCAUUUACAAAACUAAUUGAAUAUGGACCAAAUAUAACAAAGUCUGUAGUGAUGGCGUUCAUCGAACCGGAAAACUUGCUGGUUGUCAUAAACAGCACAGAAAACUACCCAGCGAUCUGUAGGAAGAUUGUGCGCCAGAGUGUGACAGACGGAACAAAUGGUGGCCACACCAGCAUCACUAAACUGGAGAGUAGUCUCUGUACUCCGAAAAUCGCCAAGAACCUCGAGGCCAGCAUGCGCAUGUGGGAGGACUCGUUAAACAAGAUACAACUGUUGAUGGAUGACCUCGUAAACGGUACUUUCAGACGUGUGGAACUAGCCACCAUCUACCAGAAGGCUAAGGUCAUGGUGAUGGGGGUCGAGGAGCUGUAUGGAAAGGGCAGUGUGUGGGAGGCGAUGGUGAACAGGAUAGGUUAUCCAGUAAUCGACCAGAGGACUGACGAAUGGCAGGAAUUCUUCAAAGACACUCAAACUUACCUCAUUCAGGGAAGUUGGCCUGUCGCUGUAGUCAUGACUGGACAGUACUUGGAAAAAUCACCGAUGUGGGAACCUAUUAGUCCGUACGUUAAAUCUAUGAAUGCAAUUAUGAAGAAUCAAUUGGACCAGAAUCAAAAAAUGGAAGACUUGAUGGGGAAAAACUCGACAGUGAUGACUAUGAUGAGAUUCGUGGUUGAUUAUUCUCCGGAAAUUGCCGAAGCUGCUAUGACAUUGUUGCAGAACGCAACCAUGAUUCAGACAUUGGCCAGUCAAGGCUUUACGUUGGAAUCUUUCUGCGACAACCACAUGCUCCAAGAGAUGGGCAUGCCCAGUUACGUACCAGUGGUUACCAUGGAGAAUACGAUAUGCACAACUAACUGGACGGCAAUGGUGACAGAAGUAGUAUCUCUGGUGGAGGAUAUGAAUUCUAUGAAUGAAGAGAUCCCAAAGUAUUUCACACAGAAUGACCCCAGCACAGACUUUGACUGGUCUCAGAUGGUGUACAACAUUGACAGUAUGGUAAAUAUGGAACAGAACUCGGUGACUAACAUGAUGGAGGCAAUACAGACGUUUAACUUCAGCCGGGUUGGUGAAGCAGUUGAAGUGAUAAUGAAUAAAAUGACGGAGCCAACAAUGAAUAUCAUGUCACAAUUGAACACAACUUCUUCCAUGAAAAAUAAUAUGCAGAGUCUCAUGAGUUUGGGUGCCGGCUUUGUUCCAACUCUUCAACAACUAGACAGGCAGUUGGUGAAUAUUAGUGAGUGGAGAAUGGUGAAGUACUAUGUCAACACUUGGAGCAGAAUUACUGAACUGGCUCUGGGAUUUCUCGAUGAUUCCAUGAUGGAUCUUGACAAGUAUCUGAUGGAUUUAUCCCCCACUUUCUCCGACUUCCUGAACACAGUAAACAACUCCGCUCCUUCACUUUUUGAGGCACUGAAGAAGGUCCCUCUUCAUCCGGGCAUGCUGCUACAGAAGUUGCUAACUACAAACCUAGCAGAGUUGUGUCACAGUGUAAAGGUCUCCGAUCUUCUGGACAGUCCCUCACUACUUCCGUACGAGGAGCACCUAUGUAAGGUCGACUGGACUAAGGUGUACAGAGAGAUGCUGGAUAACACUGGCUUGUCAGCCAUUUUUAAUGACACUAUGGACCCUGAAACUCUGGGCGAUAUUCAUGUCAACUGGAACGAGACGUACUACCAAACAGAGCGAUUGUUUGAGGAAGUCUGGAAUCUUUUGUCGGAUCCGACCAAGAUGACAUCAGCUUUAGAAAAAUUCUACAAUGCACAACUCGGUAAAACCAACAUGACUGUUGACAGCCUCAUGUCUCUAUGGAAUGCCACACAACAUAUGGAUUUAAAUAAGCUAGGAGAACUGGCAAACCAAUUACCAGCCAUUUUAGAAAUGUUCAGCAAACUGAGUGGGAAUUCCUCGAUGUCUUGGUCCCUGAUGAACAUGGAACAACAAUAUCGUUAUCAAAACUACAUCUUUAACCAGUUUCUUAUCAACCAACUGCAUUACUUCAAUGACACUACACAUGUAACUCUCUCUGCGUACUUUAAUUCCCCGGAAUUGGAUCGCCUCUUUAACCAGCUCUCGGACUCCCCUGCGAUGAGUGGAGUACUGUACAGGAUCAUGGUCAACGUUCUGUUUGAUCCCUCCAAGAUGACGAACCUAACUAAAACAGCGGACAAGUUUUGUACUGACCCAGGGAUUCUGACUCCAUACGUAUCGGCCAGUGAUGUCCAGUUAGCGGAGAAGUUACAGAACUACAUCUGCGACACAAUUAACAUGAAUGUAACAGCAUUGCUACAGGAAAUCUCACAGGCCCAUGGUGUCUCUCAGCUAAUGGAAGCAUUCGAGAAAACUGAUGAAUUUCCGUCUAUCAAUAUGAGCCUGAUAAUGGAACAAUCACAGAAAAUCUCCAAGCUGGUAUCCGACAUGAUCAUGCACCCGCCGACCUUCAGUCUGACUGGAAACGAUGAUUGGUUAAAUGGAUCUCUGUACACACAAGAGUUUACAGACUUCCUACAGAGACUGACAGACAAAACCACCAACACGGAUAUUCUACAGAAUGGGCAGUUAGCAGAACUAAGCUAUCAGAUACCAGCUAUACUAGAUAUGAUAAACAGGAUGACAGGGAACUCCUCAGAAUUUUCAGCUCUGAUGUACAUGGAACUACAAAUGGUGUACCAGACAUACUCCAUUCAAAACUUCCUCAUUAAACAGUUACAAUUUUUUAAUGAUUCUACAGACAUCACGCUGACAACGUAUUUUAAUUCCCCUGAACUUAGUCGCCUGUUAAACCAGAUCGCAGAUUCACCAGAAAUGAGCGGAGUUUUAUUCAGGACACUGGUCGAUGUCAUGUAUGAUCCUCAGAGGACACAAGCGCUUACAAACAGUGCGGAGAAAUUCUGUACAGAAUCUGGUGUGCUGUCUUCAGUGGUGGACCCAGCUGAUGCGCAGGCAGCUGAAAAACUCCGUAGCUACACAUGUGACACCCUGAACAUGAACGUUACGGUAUUGUUAAACGAGCUUCUUGAUGCUCGUGGAUUUAGACGACUAUUGGAAGACCUCCAGAGGACUGGUGGCUUUCCGGCCAUUAACGCGAGUUUGAUGAUGGAGCAGUCACAGAAAAUCUCCAAACUGAUAACAGACUUAAUUACCCACCCCCCGACCAUCAGUCUGACCGGAAAUGAUGCAUGGUUAAAUGGAUCCCUGUACACACAAGAGUUUACAGACUUCCUACAGAGACUGACAGACAAAACCACCAACACGGACAUUCUACAGAAUUUGAUGACCGCUGCCUACCAGAGGCCAAUGAUUGAUGCUCUGACAAUGUCACUGAAAAAUGUUACCGAGUUCCAGACCAUCAUACAAAUCACUGACUGGUUCCUGAUAGAACUCAAAGACAAGAUUCUUACAGGAAGUCCUGAUGCAAUGAAGGACAUCAUCGCUGAGUUCAAAGGUUACCCACAGAUGGAGCUAUUAUUCAAUCUCCUAGACCAGAUGCCUCAAUUCUAUCAAACUGUGCUCUAUAAUUUCGUCAACCACAUGGAAAAGAUCCCAGGACUGGUUACUGUUUUAUCCAAGGACUGGGCGGGGUUCUGUAACGAGACAGACAGACUUCUGUAUGACGAUCCAUUACAGACGUUCAGUGUGAAAACAUUCCUCCGUGACUUGUGCAUGUUAGAUUUUACAGAAAUGAUGAAUGAAGUUGGGAGAUUUCAGGUGUCCAACAGAACGGCUGUGUCUUCUCUGAAUGUUAGUACGGGGUUAGAAGACAUCAUACAAAAGAUAGAAGACAUUGUCAAGAUGCUGAAUUCCUCGGACGUGGAUAAUCUUCCAAAGUUCAUGAAGCUGGAAGUUUGGGCCAAUGCAUCCUCCAUGUUUGCCAAGUCCCUGACAGAUCCCCAGAUGAUCACAAAUUGGAUAAGUGGAGGAGUUCUUAGUCUGGAGAGCCUGUUGUCGGGAGUGGACGGGGAUCAGCAGAUGAUGCAGAUCCUCGAUGUCUCGUUCACGGUCAUCCAUUCAGUCUGGUCCAGAUUCAGCAACCUGAGAAACGAUUCGGUGCUGGAUAUUAUGGAGCUGCUAAAAGGAGCUGACAACACCAAGAAAAUGUGGGAACUGGUGCAGCAGCCAGGCUCUAUUGAAGUACUCAUGCAGUCUGCCAACACACCACAGUUUAACCAGCUGGUUCAGAAGAAUAUGUCUGAGGCGCUGUUGGACCUCUGUGACCCGUCGAGGAAAAUGUUUCGCCAGAUCUUCGUGGUUCCUUCUGGAGUGAGCGUGAACCUAACUGACCUCCAGGUCCGACUCUGUGCAAUCAAUCUCACACAGCUAGCCACAGAAUGGGAGGAUAUUAUAGAUCUGCACACCUUGCAACUUAAGAUGGAGCCCGGUUACCAUCCCUCAUUAAACUGGACUGAGGUCACACUGUUUUAUAAAGAGAUGUCUCGCUCUGUGUCAGAAUGGAUCGUAAAUCCCCCCAUUGUGACGGGUUACCCCACACAGUGGGCAAAUGAAUCCUACUGGCUUCAUGUGAUCAUGCAGCAACAAGCGUCCUCGUGGUCACUGACCAACAUCACAACUCAGUUGAAGAGCUUUCUGAAUGCCAUGUCACCAUUCCUGGAUCAGGAACCAAUCAAAACGUACGGCUUAUUUCUGGAAAAGCUUCUCAACCUGACAAAUCAGGAGCUGGAUAUGAUGGAGGGUAGGAAUUUCACAAACCUACAGGAUUUAGUUCACUUUGUCCCUGCCCUGGAGAGGUUGAUGAUGGCCCUGAACCUUAGUGAGGACAUGGCAGAGCAGUUGAUGAUGGCCCCAAUCAAAAACCCAUCAGAGCUUGUUAAGAUGAUAACCAGUGACCAACCCUUGAAAAUGCUCUGUUCUGCAGAAUUCUGGCAAAACCUUGUUUCGUGGACCAAUAGUACCAGUCCCUUGUCAUCAGCACUGUGUCACCUGAACAACUCCGAUGUUAUCGCUGUGAUUAUUGAUUCUCUCCGAGUCACAAACUUGGUCAAAAUUCUGGAGAAUGGAACAUCGACUGAGAAACCAAACUGGAUGAAUAUCAUUAAUGAAGUCAUGCAUAUGGUCAAAUCUCUUGAAGGAUUAAUGAACAACACCAGCUCCCAUCUGAACUUAGAGAAUGCGUUCAGCAACGUAAUGAAGGCUUACACGACACAGAACAACACUAAUGAUUUUACAGCCCUGUUUAAAGUCUAUGGUGAGCUGGCUAUGAUGUUCAACAACACAGAGGCGUGGCAGAAGGUGAACGAAUUCUUACAGACCGGGGAUCUACUGAUGUCCUCCGCCAUCAGAUUCAUUGACCGUCUGGUUACGCUUGACCCCGAUGACAUCACGGGAAUUCUUCUAGGCCUAAUGAAACCAAAUGGUGUAAAGAUUUCUGACCUGUUUAUGAAGGACAUGAGUCUGUGGGACCUCUACAACUUGACCUGUAAUGCCACGGCCUGGAAGGAAAUGUUCAUGUUCUCGCCGUCCACCAACGUCACCGCCCUCGCCAACAUGGUGUGCGUCAUGAACGAAAAGGAGGCUUCCCAGUUCAUUGCAACUCUCAUGUUGAGAAAUCAGACCCUCUCCCCAGUUGAUGUCCAGCAGUUCCUGAAGGUCGUGGAGAAAUUUAAUGAUAAAUUUGCGAAGAUGCUGAAUGAAUCUCAUGACAUGUUUGGUAUCAACAUGACAGCAUUUAAUCAACAGCUGUUGAUGGAAGUGGCUCAGCUCUCCAGCAGCACAUCUCCAGUUAUGAUCAACAGCCUUGAGAAAUAUUUUGCUGCUAUGAAUUCAUCAGACUCGGGGGAGAUUGCUGCCAUAAUUAAUGGGAUGUCACUGUGGCUCAAAAUGUUGUCUGCCAAAAUAGAAAACAUUGCCAACCAGCCCCUGAGUCUCGCGGUGAUCUUGGGCGGGGCCAGCACAGAUCCAGCAGUGGAGUUCAUGCUGAGUAACGAGUUCCUUAACAGUAUCGGAGACAUCCAGGUCAACCCUGAACAGUUGUCCUCGGCUCUCCAGAGUCUGUCGUCUUCGGAUCAUGUCUGUGAGGCAAUCCUACAGUCCCUGUCUACCCCUGCAAACAACGCCACCAUGAUCCAUCUCCAGAAUUUACUCUGCACUCUUAAUCAGUCCUCUCUAUUGAAUGCUGCCAUGACGGGGUUCCUGGCCAAUUACCAGUUUGCUAAACAGUUCCAGGCAGUUAUAGACGAGUCACUGGCGGGACGGGCUGCCCUGGAUCUUGAGGGAUAUAAUGAAGCGUCCAUUGCUCUGAACACUGCUAUUAAUCACUUGGUCACGAAAAACUGGGCGGGACAGGGCCUGGACAGUAUCUUCAAUGUCUCCGCUCUGCUGAAUUCCAUACAGCGACUAGAAACAGCCUUCCAAAGCUCGAUGAGUGAAAACCUACUGAAGAUGACACCAGUGCUUCUGCAGUCUACCCUGGGAGCCGUUCCUGACCCUUCAGUAGCUAGAAUCAUCAUGACUCUCAACACAUUCCUAGAGGUCGCCAACGAGAAAUUCCGAUUCCUCCAUGGAUCUUUGGGGAUUAACAAUGUCCUCCAGAACUCCACUGGUUUGAUACAAUACUACAAUGCUAUAAUGAUUCUCACCAACAGUACAAUUGAGGAGGUUCAGAAAAUGAAUUUUACUAAGCUGAUAGACUCUCUGAUGAACAUUGGUUCUAUUGAGAACCUCUGUAAACACAGAACUGUCCAGCAAUACUUCGGACUGCCCGCCGACUCGCCGUGGAUCCCCGUCCUGUGUGCUGAUUAUAUUGGACUGUUGAGUUCUCUAGACAAUCUGACUGAUUCCUCAUAUAUUUCAAAUCAAUUGAUGGAAAUCUGGAAUUCUACUGGACCGGUGGACGUAAACUGGGCUAGCCUCAGUAAAAACAUGGACACCUUCACUUCUUCUCUCUCAGAACUGCUCAAGGCACCACCUACAUUUUCACUGACCUCAAUACUGGAUGCCAACCGCACCAUGAACAUGAUCUCCGAGUUCAUUAACGAUCCCCAGAGAAUCGUUGAGUUCAUACUACAAACCAGCAUAAUGGACAAGUUGCCCCCUCUACCUGAGACCUUCCGCGGAAUGUUCAAUGUCCUGACAGAAAUGCUGGCGUUUUUAGAUGAUACACAGAAUGUGAAUGGACUUGCAGAGGUUUUCAAAACUUGGUCUUCGGUGAAUACAAGAUAUGAACUUGCAUCCAGUCGCUUUAAUAAGCUUGUUACCUUGCUUGAGGAUCCACAGAAGAUGACCGAUUUCUCUCAGGUUUUCUGUAACCCCGGGAUAAUCACCCAACUCCAGACCUACUUCUCCACCAGUGCCUCAAACGUUUCGAACAUCUUAUGCACCAAGUCGCCAGACACCUGGUACAAAGAACUCCGGGAUCACCACAUUCCACAGGAUGUCUUCACUAAUUACAUAUUGGCAAUAUACAACACAGAGAGAAGCGUAGACCUAGUUCCAGAUCCGGCUCCGAUUCCCUGGAGUGAAUUGCUUAAGGAGGUCAAGAAAAUCUUGGCAGCCAUAACUUCUGAUAAUCAGAUCGACUGGGAGCAUUUCCUUAGUCAAGGGACACCAGUUAAUCAAACAAUUCAACAAAUUAUGGACUGGAUGAAGUUCUUCGAGCAGGAGUUUCACAUGGGCAUUAAAGAGUUCUUGAAUAUUUUUGUCCCGAUCAGUGAGAUGAUUGACAAACAGAUGGAUAAAAUCAGAGGAUUUGGCCAUGAUGUUCCUAUGUCUGCACUUUUACCUAACAGCACAAGUCUGGCCCAUCUGAUGACAGAUGAAAUGAAACAACCUUCUGCAGCUAUUUUUGCCGCCGCCAUGGUUGCUCCUGAGAAGCUGAUGGACCUGAUAAUGAAGGGCACCUGGAAUGACACACUUUGUAACUUGACCCAGUUCAAGGCUACUUUCACUUUCUCAUCUGGGACAGAAGUGGAGAAAAUCCAGUCUGACCUCUGUAACGAAAUCCAGGAACCAGCCUCAUACAUCAACAAACUUUUGAAGGACAUAAAUAUCAUGGGCAUCCAGAAGGUGGUCAGUGAGCAGCAGGAUUAUGACUGGCAGGCUGUGCAGACCGCGGUCACUAAACUCGUAGACAAUAUCGUCUCCAUCCAGAAAAUCAACAUCUCUGACGACCUGUCAUCCUGGGUGAGGCCUGUGAUGGACGUGUUCACUAUGGACCUCAUAACGGAAGGUAACCUGGAGGGCACAUGUAAUCGCCUCGUGAUGUACGGCUCUCACUCCGAGACUUACAGGAAGGACGUAGAACCAGUAUUACUGGCCAUCAGCAACAACAUGCUGUCCGCUAAAAUACAGAUACAGCUGCAACUAGAUUUUGAAGAUUUCUUGUGUGAUAUUUCGAGUUUGAAUAUGUCGUCUCUACUUCACAAUUUGGAGUCAAAGAACAUAUCACAGUCUAUCCAAGAGUACAUCAACCUGAUGGUUUACCAAAAUGCAUCCAGGUUUGAGUGUCAUUCAAUGUUUGCGACAAUGAAUGAUGUUACAAAACUGUUCGAGAAGUUGAUCAAUCAAACGUUUCAAGAUAGCGGUAGAACCAUGCAGUGUCUAGAACAGAUUCCCAUGCUGCCAUCCAAAAUAUUCUCUGGAGACUUCAUGGAAACCAUUAAAUCCUUCUCUCGUCUGAUGGUGGACGGAAUGACUGUUUUCAGUCAACCGUUUAUGCAGAACAAUGACGUCCUGCGCAUGAUUACAUCUGUGUUCCAGAAACUAUCUACCGACGAUCUCGCAUCAGCCGGAGUCCUGGUUUCAAAUCUCAUGAGUGCAAAUUCUACAAUAGCUGAGAAAUUACAAGACAUUUUAAAGCUAGCACCAGAGGCCUCUUCAGUGUUCCUAAAUACUACCAUCAAACCAGAAUUUAUAAACAUGCUAAUGAACAACUCUGCUGAGGCUGGCCUGAUUUUGUGUGAGCCUGACAAACUGAAAGACUACCUAGAACUGCCAAAGGAGCUCAAGACGUCCAUUCACAAUGUCUCCUUAGCAUUAUGUGGAACAGAUCCAGCACAGGCAGCAAACACAGCUAAAAUUAUCAGCGAUCUGCUGGCCGUUACUUCCACGGUCGUAAACUCCAAUGACUUUGGCAGUCCUGAUUGGUGGAACCACAUAGCUGGAGAUAUUUCUGACAUCAUCGGUAAGGUGGAGAAACUGGGCUUGUUUAACCUGACCUCCAUCGACCUGGCCAGCGUAGACAUUAAGACUGUUCUACCGUACCUGCAGGAGCUGAUCUACAGGAACGGGCCAGAUGCCCUCGCAGACAGUUUGGUUGAGCUUCUAGAUGAUUUCAAGCCCCUGAUGAAUGAUUCCUUCCUGAGUAGUGUGGCAUCGGAUAUCGAGGUCAUCAUAAGAGGGCUGACCUCACUGAAGGCCAUCAGAAACUUCAUACCCAGGACAGUGUUGAUAAGGACGGUGUUGAAGGAUCCGGCUGCCUUCCAUGACUACCUCACCAACAACCUUAACAUGACUUCUGACGAAGCUACGGCCAUCAUCGAGGGCACCAUCAACUAUGCCUCUUUAAUGCAGCUGAAGGUGGAGGAUUUCGGUGAAUAUACGUGUAAUGUGACCAACCUUCAACGUCUAUUGAAUUUGACCUCCACAAAUGUCAGCAUCUCUGACCUCAGUAAGGCGCUGUGCAACAUGGGGGAAGCAAAGGCUGUUGCUAUGGUAGAAAGUAUUUUGCAGAACAUGGAUCUUGGAAAACUAGUGCAAGAGUAUGUCAAAAUGUCAUCGGACGACAUCUUUGAGCGUGCUGACUUGACCCCAUCAGACGUCCAGAGUGCUGUGAAAUACAUGAAUGAUGGGAGCAGUCAGCUGACGGACCUGACAGACCUAUUUAACAACAAGUCCAGCCAGCUCGGUUUUAGUGGAGGAACUUUCCAAGCCCUUCAUGGUACCGGGUCUUCCUCUGUGUCCUCCCUGUACGACAUUAUCUGUGGGACUGGGACGGGACAGACCACCAGCUCCAUCAAGGAUUCCACCGGAGUAUCUUCUAUCUCCUCCCAGGCCCCCGCCCGCUCCUCCCUCACCUCAGAGCAGAAGGCUGAGCAGAUGAGUAUGCCAACCCCCUUCUGUCAGGACAUGUAUAAGACUGUGAUCGAGAUGGAGCAUGGUUCAGUGAUCUGGGCUUACCUUAAGCCACUCAUCAUGGGGAAAAUUCUCUAUUCUCCAGACACCCCCGUCACACGCAGGAUGAUCGAAAAGAUGUACAACAGCAGCUUUAAAGUUUUGGCAGAGGUGCAGGAUUUAGCAGAGCAGUGGUCCAAGGGUACCCAGGACUUAGGAGAUUUCCUGUCAGACACUGAGACCCUCAGUAACAUCAAGAGUUUGGCUGGUAACAACUAUGUCAACAACUUGCUGGAGUCCACGCUACAGAUUUCCUCUAAGGACAUGAUGGACAGCUUCUACACACUGGACACUUUCAGCAGCACGGAGAUCCUCAACAUCUCCACUUUUUUCAGACUCCUCGCUAACUACACGCAGUGUGUGUCCACUGACAGAUUCGUGGCUCUGUCCGCCGAACCGGACAUAGAACUCAUGGCUAUGCAACUACACAAGAACAAUACUUACUUAGCAGGUAUUGCCUUUGACAUGAAAACAAAUGGACGACGGAAGAGACAAGCCACUGAUUCCAUUCCUAAACAUGUUGUCUACAAAAUCAGGAUGGACAUCGAAAAUGUAGAAAGCACAAGAAAGCUUAAAGAAAGAUUUUGGCGACCAAAUCCCGAGGACGACAUGUUCCUACAGAUGAGGUAUUUCCGAGGAUUUAUCCAACUGCAGGAUAUGUUGGACCGUGCCAUUAUAAAUCUCCAGACCGGAUAUGACCUCAAUAACACUGUGUAUCUACAACAGUUCCCGACACCGUGUUACGUCAAUGAUGAGUACCUGGAGUUGCUGAGCUCCUACCUCCUUCCUGUUAUGAUGACUAUUGCCUGGCUGGCUGCCAUUUCUAUUGCCACUAAGAACCUGGUGUAUGACAGAGAAAAUGGCCAAGAGGAGGCUUUGAAGAUUAUGGGUCUAAACUCCAUCCUGACCUGGUGGGCAUGGUUCCUCAGCACCAUGCUGGUGAUGACAAUUACCUCCCUCCUGUGUCUUCUGCUGCUGAGAGUGGGCGGCCUCUUCAUGUACUCGGACUUCGGCAUCAUCAUACUUUACUUCUUGGCAUUCUGUUUCUCCAGUACUAUGCUCUGUUACUUGGUGGGUGCUUUCUUCACUCGGACCACGCUGGCCAUCCUGUUUGUGGUCAUCAUCUACCUCCUCUCUUAUCUCCCUUACAUUAUUCUGGUUUCCAUGGAAACCCAUAUGGAGUUUUAUCAGAAGAUCCUGGCUUGCCUGUUUUCUACCACUGCCUUUGGGUUCGGAUCACAGUACCUGGCUCGCUACGAGAUCCAGAUGAUUGGAGUAAACUGGAACAACAUAGAUGUCAGUCCCAUAGAAGGAGAUCGAAUGAACUUCCACUGGUGUGUGCUAAUGAUGGUCAUAGACGGUGUCAUCUAUCUUCUGAUUGGCUGGUACAUCAGAGGCGUCAAACCAGGGAAAUACGGAGUUCCGGAGCCCUGGUACUUUCCUCUGUCUCCGUACUACUGGGGAUGCAUGAAAUCGACAGUGGUGUCAUCAGACAGAUACGUCACAAAUGCAGGCACAGGUGCUCUAAUGGAGGAGUUUAGUAAGGACCAAAGAGUUGGCAUGUCCCUAAAACAUCUCAGUAAGAAGUUUGGAAACCAGGAAGUGGUCAAGAGUCUAAACUGUGAUUUCUUUGAGGGCCAGGUGACUGUUCUGCUGGGUCACAACGGCGCUGCCAAGUCCACCACACUGAAUAUGAUGUCGGGCAUUUUGCAGCCCACCCACGGUAAGGUAUCAAUCUACGGACACAGAGUUCGACACGGUGCCACGCAGAUAGGAAUCUGUCCUCAAUACAACGCUCUGUUCCACUACAUGACAGUUCGAGAACACCUGGAGUUCUAUUCUGCAAUCAAGUCCAACUUUUCUGGAAAGGAAAUUAAAAGGGAUGUAGACAGCUUGUUGCAUGAUGUUGACCUGUGGCAUGUCCAGAAUGCAGUAGUGUCCACUCUGUCCGGGGGCAUGCAGCGGCGUCUCUGUGUGGCUCUGGCCUUCGCUGGGGAUUCAAAGGCGGUCAUUCUGGAUGAACCAACAAGUGGCGUGGAUCCAAGUGGGCGGAGAAGUAUAUGGAACCUCCUGGUCAAGCGGAAAAUGAGAUGUACCAUUCUGCUGUCCACACACUUCCUGGACGAGGCCGACACAAUUGGUGACCGAGUCGCGGUGAUGCACAAAGGCCGAAUCCUGUGUACAGGGUCCCCCAUGUUCCUUAAACAGAAAGUGGGCAGUGGCUACCAUCUGAAAUUCGGCAAAGCAGAUUCCUGUAAUACUGAGGAUGUGCUGACUGUGGUGAGGUCCUUCAUACCGGAAGCUGCGAUUAUUAAUGAAAUAGGGUCAGAGGUCACUGUGUCAUUGCCCUUCACAAUGGACCAAUCAAAUCAGUUCUUCAAGUGCCUGCACAACUUGGACAGAGAGGCCAUGUCGCUAGGUGUGGACAGUUACGGAGUGUACGACACAACACUGGAGGAGGUAUUCCAUAAAGUGUGCUGUGUGGCAGACAAUGACACCGCCUUAACAGAAGAAGUUUUAAGGGAAUGUCGUCAAAAGCCAAAACUUGAGAAUCCACUAAAGGAACAUGAUGAGAACCCCACUGAUGAACACGGUGCCCGGUACCCCAUGCAUUAUUCUGGAGAGAGAAGGGAAGGAAUGAUUAAACACAAAUUGAGUCAGUUUUCCGGCUUGCUGAUCAAACGUUUCCAUCACUACCGUCGUGACUGGCGCAUGUUUCUCUCUGUGUUGGUUCUACCCCUGGUAUUUAUGUUCGCUAGUCUCGGCUUGAUGGAGUUACAGCCUCAGAUGGACAGUACACCGACCAGAGUCCUCACUCCCCCGCUGUAUGGACCCAGUAGCCAUGCCUUUAUUAAGGAUAGCGUCAAUAAUCUAGUGACCAGUCAUAUGAUGGACAGCAUCAUGUCGAACCCCGGAUUUGGAACAACCUGCAUGAAAAAUGUUGACUAUGGGUCUCCAUUUGAGUGUGUGACUCCAGACCAGAAGUUUUCUACAGUAAUGGCCGGCCAGAAGUACAGCAACUGUUCUUGUGUUGACAAUAAGUUCACCUGCAGCCAUGAUACAAUAUACCAGGAAGUGCCACACAUGAAGACCAGGACCACAACCCAGCUGUACAACAUCGGGGGUAGAGACAUCGAGCAAUAUCUGCUGCAGACCUCACAGAGGUUCACAUGGAACAGAUUUGGUGGUCUCUCCUUUGACCCUGUGUCUGGUGACCCUAAGAUGAUGAAAUCGACGGUCUGGUUCAAUAACAAAGGAAGACACGCACUACCCUCCUUCUACAACGCCCUGUCUAACUCCGUGCUGAGAGCCACACUCGCCGAGGCAGGAGUUACUGACCCUGAGAAUUUUGGUAUCACGACCAUGAAUCAACCCAUUUUACUUCACGAGCAGCAGCUCACUAGAGACACACUGUUGAAGAAGGCCUCUGAUGUAGGGAUUGGACUGUUUAUGUUGGUGGCUUUCUCCUUCAUCCCUGUCGGUUUUACUAUGUAUAUUUUGAACGAACUGCUGAAGAAAGAGAAACAGCUGCAGUUUAUUAGUGGGACUGGUCCUCUUCUGUACUGGUUCACGGCCAUUUUGUGGGAUAUGAUGCUUUACUGCGUAACUGUUUCGAUCACUAUUGCUAUCAUGGCCAUCUUCCAAAAUGCCACUUACUGGGAGAGAUCUAACCUGAACGCUAGUAUCCUGUUGGUCAUUCUGUAUGGCUGGGCAUCGAUCCCCCUGAUGUACAGUACGAUGCGGAUGUUCAGGGAUGUGUCCACAGCGUACAUGGUUCUGUUCUGUGGCAGCGUCUUCAUCGGAAUCACCACAGCCAGCACUAUAUUCCUCCUAGAGUACUUCUCAGGAUCAGAGAAAAUCAAGGAGGUGUUUGAGAUCCUGAGUUACAUCUUCCUGGUCUUCCCUCAGUUCAGUUAUGUUAAUGGCUUCCUGAAACUAACAGCCAAUCAGCUAAAGACAGAGAUUUUGUCCCAGUUCGGACAGGACGGCUAUGUAGAUCCAUUCUCCUUUGACAUGCUAGCCUGGAACUACAUUGCUAUGGGUAUACAAGGAGCCGUCUUCUUCACAAUCACCCUGCUGACCGAGUUCUCAUGCCGUUGCUCAAACAGAGUUCCCCCUGGGUUACAUUCGGAUUACGAGAAGGAGGAUGAGGAUGUAAGCACUGAGCGUGCUCGUAUCACAGAGAACACGACAUCCGGGAACUCCGUCACCGUGUCAAACUUGUCCAAGUUAUACACCCGUGGACGACAUGACUUCUUGGCCGUGAACCGGUUAUGUUUUGGUGUCAAGAAAGGAGAGUGCUUCGGACUGCUUGGAGUGAAUGGUGCUGGUAAAACUACAACAUUCAGAAUGCUAACAGGAGACAUUCUACCAUCAAAGGGAGCAGCAUUCAUCAACAGUCACAGAAUUGCCUAUGGGGAGUCUAAGGUGGGUCAAGACCUCGGGUACUGCCCCCAGGAGGAUGCUCUGGACCGGUACCUGACAGGGGCAGAGGUUCUACACUUCUAUGCCAGGAUGAGGGGACUUCCCGCCGGCUACAGAAAAUAUACUGUUCACGACUUGAUCCAGAGGUUGAAGCUGAGUACGUUCGCUGACAAGGCUGUACAUACAUACAGCGGUGGAAUGAAGAGGAAGCUCUCGGUAGCUGUCGCCCUGCUGGGUGACCCCAGCGUGGUCUUCCUGGAUGAGCCUACCACUGGUAUGGACCCAGUGGCCAAACGUCACGUGUGGGAUUGUUUGACCGCUGCCUUGGACAAUGGCCAGUCCAUUGUUAUGACCUCCCACAGUAUGGAGGAAUGUGAUGCCAUAUGCACGCGAUUAGCCAUAAUGGUGAAUGGAUCCUUCCAAUGCAUUGGCAAUUCUCAACACCUCAAAGACAAAUUUGGAAGCGGCCAUACGCUGACAAUACACCAAUGUGGUCUUCCCUCCGAGAGGCACGAAUUAAUGAACUUCCUCCAAACAAGAUUCCCAGGAUCCAUAUUCAGGGUCCAACACCAGGGGGUGCUGGAGGUGCAGGUGCCCAGUGAUCACACGUCUGUGGCUGAUGUCAUACAGGCCCUCGAAGAGCAAAAGGAUCGAGGAACAAUUCAAAACUUCUCUGUCUCUCAAACCACACUGGAUGAUGUGUUCCUAAGCUUUACUCGUGAGCAGACAGACGGAGUGAUUUCAGAUGGAUCCGGGUCAGACGGCUACUACGACGACAGUGACGCCAGUGGAAGUAUGUCCCAAAUCAGCAGCUCCAUCUCCAAAGGUCAAUUUGCCUACAUGAAUCCAGGGUAUGCUGGAGACAAGGGGGAGAAAAUGGGACAGCUAUCAGCAGUGUUUGUAAAUCCUGACGACGAAUUCACAACCCUCUGAUACAUGACAUUGUGAAUACAGAA
Ostrea edulis (European flat oyster) is the source of this 17716-nucleotide messenger RNA. RefSeq lists its product as uncharacterized. The transcript has 107 exons. Bases 369 to 17693 code for a protein of 5774 amino acids. The record is from RefSeq and is a predicted model, not a curated record. Gene Ontology annotation, biological process: lipid transport; transmembrane transport. NCBI's taxonomy places the organism in Eukaryota, Metazoa, Mollusca, Bivalvia, Ostreida, Ostreidae. Gene Ontology annotation, cellular component: intracellular membrane-bounded organelle; membrane. Gene Ontology annotation, molecular function: lipid carrier activity; ATP hydrolysis activity; ATP binding.